Saccoglossus kowalevskii is the source of this 4652-nucleotide messenger RNA. RefSeq lists its product as uncharacterized. Gene Ontology annotation, molecular function: calcium ion binding. The record is from RefSeq and is a predicted model, not a curated record. Lineage: Eukaryota; Metazoa; Hemichordata; Enteropneusta; Harrimaniidae.
UGAUCAAGAUGGCGUUGCACAAUCCAUACACCUUUCUCGUAUUAUCGACGACACUGCUUACUGUUGUAUUCGUCACGAUGGUUCGAAGCCGAUCGACGGGGGCUCCGUCGUCGGCUUGUAUCACUAUGAUGCCGGGGCAUAAUCUAGCGCCACAAGAUCCAGCGACGGUUCCGUACAGGAUAACAACCAUUGUGACGGCAUACACGCCCGGACAACCACUAUCAGUGACAAUCGAUGGCACAUUUGCCGGCCUGCUUCUCCAAGCCCGCCAAGUUGGCCAGACUACACCGAUGGGAACGUGGUUUUACACCUCGUCGCCGUACAUACAAUUCGUGACUUGUAUAUCGUCUUCCGAUUCCGCCACGCACUCGUCCAUCGAUUUGAAAACGAACCCAGUACUCACGUGGCUACCUCCCAAUACAGCAAUCGGUGACAUUGAGUUUGUCGCCACCGUAGCACAGAGUUUCUCGUCAUUCUGGAUGAACGUGAAAUCGCCGAUAUUAUCUCCAAUCUCGACAGACCCCUGUUCACCGAAUCCGUGCCUGAACGGUGGGGUGUGUGAUCUCUACGGUUCGGGAUAUUCGUGCACGUGCGACAGUGCGUGGGUGGGAGCAAACUGUGAAACAAGCACAACAGCCAUCUGUACGCCGAAUCCUUGCCUAAAUGGUGGUAUCUGUACGGCACGUGACAGUACCUAUGUAUGCGGAUGUCCCAUUGGAUAUACCGGACAAAACUGUGGGACAUAUGUCGGUAAGUCACGGACAGCCUGCCAGCCUAAUCCAUGCGAAAACGGUGGCACUUGUUACCAAUUGGGGGAUACGUUUCAGUGUUCCUGUUUUCCGGGCUUUGGUGGAACCACCUGCUCAGUCCACGAUCCCUGCGAACCGAACCCUUGCGGCCAUGGCGGCACGUGUACCGUCACACACAGCGGACUAGGAUUCCAGUGCACAUGUCACAUCGGUUACGUCGGAGAUACCUGCCUAGAUACCCCAUGUAACCCCAAUCCGUGUCACAACAAUGGCAUAUGCAUGUCGACAGAUGAUUACUUUUCCUGUGAUUGUCCACCUGGCUACAGUGGUAUACUUUGCUCUUUCCUCGACCCGUGCAGUAGCAACCCUUGUCUGAACGGGGCAACUUGUUUCAAUUCUCACAACAACCAAAAUUACCUGUGUUUUUGUGCAGAAGGUUAUGUAGGAGAUACUUGCAAUACCGCACCAUGUAUGCCUAACCCCUGUAUGUACGGCGGUACGUGUACUGUACAGGAACUGAGCUACCAAUGUAGUUGCCCAACCGGUUACUCUGGAACAACCUGUCAAACCACCCCGUGUCAACCGAACCCGUGUCUAAAUGGAGGCGCAUGCUCGAUACAAGCUGGUGGUACAUUCCAAUGUAUAUGUGUCCAGGGAUACACGGGUACAUUCUGUGAAACGACGCCCGUUAAUCCUUGUAGUCCAAAUCCAUGCAAUAAUGGCGGAACAUGUUAUUUUAAUGGCGGCGUUAAUGGUUACUUCUGUUCCUGUCCUGCGGGUUAUAUUGGAACAAAUUGUGAAACAGCUCCGUGUUCAUCAAACCCAUGUCAAAAUUCGGGAACCUGCACUGUGGAGUUUAAUGGUUAUCGAUGCACGUGUGUGGCUGGCUACUUUGGCACAAACUGUCAAACAUCUCCGUGUACUCCAAAUAACUGUCAAAAUGGUGGCACAUGCCGCGUGACUCCCACGGGAACAUAUUUAUGCGAGUGCGCAGAAGGUUACCUUGGAGACCAUUGCGAAAAUUUUAGUCCAUGCAUUCCGAAUCCUUGCAAUGGAGGCACGUGUUAUGUGAAUCUCGACACGUUCUACUGUGUGUGUCCUACGGGGUACGUGGGACUGACGUGUGAAACAGCUCUGUGCAUGCCUAACCCGUGUGUCAACGGCGGUACUUGUACACCAUCGGGGGGUACUUACCAAUGUACUUGUCUGCCAGGCUACACUGGAUUCGAUUGUUCUAGUCAAACUCCGUGUCAACCGAAUCCUUGUAGUAAUGGCGGUACAUGUACGAUCAGUGGGAGCAACUUCAUCUGCCAGUGCAACGUGGGAUAUAUAGGGACCACCUGCAAUACGGCUCCAUGUCUAUCGAAUCCGUGUCAAAAUGGAGGCGCCUGUAGCGUGAGUAGUAAUGGAUUCACGUGCACCUGCCCCGAGGGAUAUGCUGGCAUUUACUGUGAAACUAGAGUUACUUGCUCAGCUGGUUAUUGUUAUAACGGUGGAACGUGCUCCCUCACAACGAACGGAGCCUACUUGUGUAGUUGUCUUUCUGGAUUUAGCGGAGACCGUUGCGACAUAGUUGACCCAUGUAUGAGCAAUCCCUGUAUUAACGGAGCUACUUGUACUUCACUCAAUAACGUGCUUUCCUGUCAGUGUGUACUCGGAUUCAGAGGACCGUUAUGUGAGCUAGUCGACUACUGCGCAAGUGGACCAUGCUUGAAUGAUGGAACUUGCUCCAAUAGUGGAAGUUCAUAUUUCUGUUCUUGUAUCUCCGGUUUCUAUGGUGAAACAUGCAGUUUAGUUUUCCCGUGUGACAACGACCCAUGUCAAAAUGGCGGCACAUGUUACACUGCGUCUGAGAAUGGAAACCUGAUUGCGAGAUGUCUAUGUGCAAAUGGAUAUAUAGGCGACUAUUGUGAAACAAGUUACGAUGCAUGUAGUAAUCGGCCAUGUUUAAAUAAUGGCGACUGCAUUGUUGUUACGUCGUCACCAGGCUUCCAAUGCAUUUGUAAAGACUACUUCACGGGAGCCCUGUGCGAUGUCGCGCCACCUUGUUACAGUAAUCCAUGCCAGAACGGGGCUACAUGCGUGAAUGUGGAUGACAAAUUCGUCUGUGCCUGCGUCACACCGUUCAGUGGGACACUGUGCGAAACCGGAAAUGCAUGCAGCAGCAUCCCGUGCAAGAACGGAGCUACGUGCGCGAACUAUCUUAGCGACGAUUACACGUGUAGUUGUUCGAGUGGAUGGGCGGGAAAAGAUUGCAAUACACCUACUACGUUCUGUGUGAACAACCCUUGCCAGAAUGGAGGUAACUGUAUCGAUAUCGCUGGCGGAUUUCAGUGUGAUUGCACUGAUGAAUGGAGAGGUCAAUAUUGCGAACUCCGCGUUGACCCAUGUGAUAGUGGCCCAUGUGAGAACAGCGGUACUUGUGUCAGCGGUAACACAUACUAUACAUGCCAAUGUAUGAUCGGAUUUACUGGGGACAAUUGCGAAGAAGUCGUCAACGGCUGUGCGGACAAUCCCUGUGUAAAUGGACAGUGUAGUAAUGUUGGCACCGGUUAUCUUUGCCAGUGUAAUAGUGGAUGGACAGGUGCCAAUUGUGACACAGAUAUCAACGAAUGUGCAAGUUCCCCGUGUUUGCACGGUGGCACGUGCAACGAUGGCGUCAAUGAAUUCCAGUGCGUUUGUCAGGAUGGAUACAGCGGUACAACGUGUGCAAUUGAUAUCAACGAAUGUGCAAGUUCCCCGUGUUUGCACGGUGGUACGUGCAACGAUGGCGUCAAUGAAUUCCAGUGCGUUUGUCAGGAUGGAUACAGCGGUUCAACUUGUGCAAUUGAUACCGACGAGUGCUCAAGUUACCCAUGUUUGAAUGGUGGGAGGUGUAUUGACGAAGUUAACGGAUAUCGUUGUGAUUGUCCUUCUGGAUAUAGUGGGACCCACUGUGUUUAUGGAGGCGAAUGUGCAGUGAACCCAUGCCAGAACGGCGGCGUAUGCAGUGUCGGCCAAGACAACUCCCCCAUAUGCAACUGUCCAGAUCAAUUCACCGGUACUUUUUGUGACGAAAGAGUGGAUCCAUGCGAUUCCAACCCUUGUUUGAACGCCGGACAGUGUUCCGCGCUUACGGCUGGGUACUUCUGUACGUGCACUGCUCUAUGGACCGGGGAUCAUUGUCAAACAGCAAACCCCUGUGGCAGCACUCCGUGUCUAAAUAACGGGCAGUGUGUUAAUACAGCAAACCAAGGUAGUGGCUACCUAUGUUCGUGUUCGGACGGAUUCCAAGGACCGAACUGUGAAGACGAGAUUACGGCUAAUUGUCCAGACUCAUUGAACGAUGUUUGUGAGAAUGGUGGAGUGUGUUUCAUGAACGACCUGAAUACCCUCGGGUAUGUUUGCACAUGUCUGUCUGGCUUCUACGGUGUCAACUGUGAGAUUGAUUCCGGUUGGUGUGUUGACAAUGGACCAUGCAUAAACGGAGAUUGCAGGCGAACCAGUGGCGGCGAAGUGUGUGUAUGUCCUGAUGGGUAUACCGGUGAACACUGUGAAAUAGAAAUGACAUUAUGUAGGCCCGGACCCUGCCAGAAUGGCGGAGUAUGUGUGAUCUCUGGCGAGAAAGAAAUAUGCGUCUGCCGAUCUGGUUACGAGGGGACUAACUGCGAAACAUUGAUUACAGCUGCUGGCAACCAAAUAGUGGCGUGGACAACUAGCACUCUAUUCAGCGUAUUGCUCACCAUAUGUAUAUCUCUUUGAAACAGUAUUAACUUUUUAUUUUGCAUAAAAAACAAUUAAGUUAACUUAAAUCAAAUUUCAAACAAGUUACUUUUAAAAUGUGCAUUAUAUAAAACAGAUGAUUAGCUUAGUCUCAAAAUGUUCGUCUCUUUGUUAGAUUUAACUGAUCCAAUUAACACUUUC